UGCAGCAAUGGCGGCCGAAAAGGGAUUGACGAUGGAGAUCCUUGCUGAAAAAGGAGAAUUAGAAAAGCUGCUAAACGAAGCAGCAGCAACAGGAGUAAAAGGAUGUUUUUGCGCUUACGACGAUGAGCCAUCGCCAGAAGGAUGCGUUUUAUGCAAUCAAUCUCCCACAGAUCCCGACGACACCGAUAACUUAUUCGAUGGAUAUGCAAUUGGUACUUUGAAGGAGCAUCGUCCUGCUAUUGAUCAAAUUCGGGAGAGAUACUCCCAGCAGAUUCGUCAAUCUCAUGGUUUCGACUUUUAUGAUUGUUCCGGUGGGGAAGUUAUAUUAGAACGAAUUCUGAACCUCAAAGAAGAUCCUGACUUUGCGAUAAUGAUGAAACUAGCUAACCGUGCUAUUGAGGAAUACAAUGAAAAACAGGACAAUGUUUUCAAGUACAAGGUUUUGAAGAUUGAGAAAGCAAAUUUUAUGAUAUCAGGAUAUGAACAAUAUUUCAUGACGGUUAAAGUUUUAAAUCUCACCCUUGUUACUCCUAUCGAGACUUUUUACAUUCAUGUUGCUAGAAGAAUUCCUGAUCGUUUUGAAGAAAUCCUUUCGUGUAAUCCAAAAGGAGUGAAGCCGAAUGUUAGUAUAUUUGGCUAGAAGAAGUGUUGGAGGGUGGUUCGUUGAUCAGUAUGAGUACGAGUAUGAACUUCAGCGUGAAGUGGUCGAGGGGAGAGGAAAACACCCUUGAAGUUUAGCUAUUUAAAUUUGAAUUGUUUGAGAUUUCAGCAUUUUAUGUUUGUUAGAUGAUCUGUUUAUGUUUAAUAUUAGACACCAUGAGUUUGGGAA
Molecule: messenger RNA, 829 nt
Organism: Solanum tuberosum (potato)
Lineage: Eukaryota; Viridiplantae; Streptophyta; Magnoliopsida; Solanales; Solanaceae
Exons: 4
Coding region: 8-640 (210 amino acids)
Source: RefSeq, a predicted model, not a curated record